Nipponia nippon (crested ibis) is the source of this 2797-nucleotide messenger RNA. The record is from RefSeq and is a predicted model, not a curated record. Lineage: Eukaryota; Metazoa; Chordata; Aves; Pelecaniformes; Threskiornithidae.
AUGCGAGAUGCCCUAGGGUAUUGUGGCUGCCCGCAGUUGGCCCUCUGGAAGGCUCUGAUCCUGUGCCAUAUUGGUCAGCCCUGCAGCCGAUAUGGCACAAGCCAGUCCCAAGGCCCUUGGACACCUCCAGUGGCAUCAGACACCCACGUAUGGACAGACAAUAGCACAGGGGCAGUGAUUUAUCACGCACUGUUUCUGAUUGUCUUGGGGUGUUUGAUCCUAGCUGUCCUGACAACUUUCAAGGAGUAUGAAACUGUUUCAGGAGACUGGCUCCUCUUGCUGGAAACUUUUGCCAUUUUCAUCUUUGGAGCAGAGUUUGCCUUAAGAAUCUGGGCUGCUGGGUGUUGCUGUCGCUACAAAGGAUGGAGAGGGAGACUCAAAUUUGCCAGGAAGCCUUUGUGCAUGCUAGAUAUCUUUGUGCUGAUUGCCUCAGUGCCAGUGGUUGCUGUUGGGAACCAGGGCAAUGUGCUGGCCACAUCUCUCAGAAGCCUCCGCUUCCUUCAGAUCCUACGGAUGCUCCGAAUGGACAGGCGGGGCGGUACAUGGAAACUUUUGGGAUCAGCCAUUUGUGCACAUAGCAAAGAACUCAUCACUGCCUGGUACAUUGGGUUCCUGACACUCAUCCUAUCAUCGUUUCUUGUUUAUCUGGUUGAAAAAGAUGUUCCUGAAAAGGAUGCUAAUGGGGUGGAGAUGAAGGAAGAGUUUGAAACCUAUGCAGAUGCACUGUGGUGGGGGCUGAUCACCCUCGCUACGAUUGGUUAUGGCGACAAGACCCCCAAAACAUGGGAGGGACGGCUGAUUGCAGCUACGUUCUCUCUCAUUGGAGUGUCUUUCUUUGCUCUUCCUGCAGGCAUUUUGGGCUCAGGGCUGGCACUGAAGGUCCAGGAGCAACACCGUCAAAAACAUUUUGAGAAAAGAAGAAAGCCAGCAGCUGAACUCAUUCAGGCUGCUUGGAGAUAUUAUGCUACUAACCCCAACAGGAUUGAUCUAGUUGCUACCUGGAGGUUUUAUGAAUCAAUUGUAUCAUUUCCAUUUUUCAGGAAAGACCAAUUGGAUGGUACUGCCAGCCAAAAGCUGGGUCUCUUGGAUCGGGUUCGUGGUACCAAUACUAAAGGAAAGCUAUUUACCCCUCUGAAUGUAGAUGCCAUUGAAGAAAGUCCUUCAAAAGAGCCUAAGAAUGUUGUCUUGAAUAAUAAGGAGCGUUUUCGCACUGCAUUCCGAAUGAAAGCGUACGCUUUUUGGCAAAGCUCAGAAGAUGCAGGAACAGGGGAACCCAUGGCAGAAGAGAGAGGCGACAGUAGCGACUUCCUUAUGGAAGAUAUGAUCCCCACAUUCAAGACAGCCAUCAGAGCUGUCAGAAUACUACAGUUUCGUCUCUAUAAAAAAAAAUUCAAGGAGACUUUGAGGCCUUAUGAUGUAAAGGAUGUGAUAGAGCAAUACUCAGCAGGGCAUCUUGAUAUGCUUUCCAGAAUAAAAUAUCUUCAGGCAAGAGUAGAUAUGAUUUUUACACCUGGACCUCCAUCUACUCCCAAGCAUAAGAAAUCCCAAAAGGGAGGAGCUUUUUCUUACCCUUCACAACAGUCUCCCAGAAAUGAUCCAUAUGUAGCCAAAGCAUCUACAGCAGAUACUGAAGACCAAAGUAUGAUGGGCAAAUUUGUUAAAGUUGAACGACAGGUUAAUGACAUGGGGAAGAAACUGGAUUUUCUUGUUGAUAUGCAUAUGCAUCAUAUGGAACAGCUGCAAAUACAAGUCGCUGAGAUAAGUCCAUUGAAAGAAACUGCUUCUCCUGCAAAGGAGAAGAGAGAAGAAAACAAAUAUUCUGAAUUAAAAACAAUAAUAUAUAAAUACACUGAGCAGUGUGCUCAUGAAUCUCCUUACAACUUCCAGCAGGUUCCAGUCAACAAAGUCAGUCCUUAUGGUUUCUCAGCACAUGGUCAUAUGACUCAUUCACAACCUUUAUCAACAGGUGGGCAAAACUCUGGCAAACUGCAAGCCACACCUUCCUCAACUUCAUAUGUAGAAAGGCCAACAGUUUUGCCUAUAUUUACAUUAAUGGACUCCCAGGUUAGCUACCACUCUCAAGGAGACCUACAAAGCCCUUACUCAGAUAAGGUGUCUCCCAGGCAGAGAAGGAGCUUAACAAGAGACAGUGAUACUCCAUUAUCCCUUCUCUCCGUCAACCAUGAGGAACUUGAGCGCUCCCCAAGUGGCUUCAGUAUCUCCCAAGACAGAGACGACUUCCCGUUUGGCCCCAAUGGGGGAUCGGCGUGGAUGAGAGAGAAACGCUACCUAGCAGAGGGGGAAACGGACACAGACACCGACCCUUUUACACCAAGUGGCUCCAUGCCUUUGUCUUCUACAGGAGAUGGGAUUUCAGAUUCAAUAUGGACCCCUUCAAAUAAGCCAGUUUAAAAGUGCGUAUUGGGGCAGUCACUGGUUGACUUCUCCAUGUAAUGUAAGCAUACUUUGUAUAUCUCACUUACUCUACACCCAAAGCUUACUAGUUCAAAACACCAAUGGCUGCAUAAGAUGCAUGUGAUAUUAGUGGUAGUCAUUCUGCACCAUUUCAUACAAUUUACUAAUGCAGUUUUUUUCAUGCUACCAAAACUAAGGAGCUUAGUUUUGAGCAUGGUUUGCAUGAAUUUACCCUAUAUAAAUGGUACAGCUGAUUUCUUCUAUGAUACAUAUCUAUCUGAUACUCUUCAAUACUACAAUGGUGAAUUGAUAACAGGUGAGAUAUGGUGGUCCUUGCUACAUUUUGUAAACAGAGCAGCAAAGUAAAUAUAUAUUUUCUGGA